Molecule: messenger RNA, 792 nt
Organism: Caenorhabditis remanei
Lineage: Eukaryota; Metazoa; Nematoda; Chromadorea; Rhabditida; Rhabditidae
Exons: 3
Coding region: 1-792 (263 amino acids)
Molecular function (GO): peptidyl-prolyl cis-trans isomerase activity
Source: RefSeq, a predicted model, not a curated record
AUGCGUGUCAUUCUUCUGUGUCUGUUGGUGGCUGCUUGUUUUGCUGAGGAAGAGCAAAAACUGCAAUGGAAGGAUGAAGAUGGCCUCGAAAUCAAGAUCAUCAGACCAAUCAAGGCCGAGAAGUGUCCAAUUAAGUCACAAGAAGGAGAUGUUCUUGAUCAAUGGUACAAACUGACAGACAAGGAAGGAACUGAAAUUGGAUCAAACUUCAACAAGAAGCCAUACACAUUCACUCUUGGAAAAGGACAAGUUAUCCCAGGAAUGGAGAGAGCAAUGACUGGAAUGUGUAAGGGAGAGAAGAGAAAGGUUGUGAUCCCAGGAAACUUGGGAUUCGGAGCAAAGGGACGUGAACGUGAUAACAUCAAAGAGGAUCAAACACUCUACUACACAGUUCAACUCGUCGAUUUGUUCCGUGCUGUUCCAGGAGAGAAAUGGACGACUGAUGAGGGAAUUGUGAUCGAACAAACACACAAGAUUGAGGCUGAUAAGUGCAAGAAGUCGAAGACCGGAGACACUAUCCAUCAGCAAUACGUUCUCCACUUGGAGGAUGGAACUUUCGUCGAUUCAUCUUUCUCUCGUAACGCUCCAUUCAUCUUCAAGCUGAAUAACAAUGAAGUAAUCAAGGGAAUGGAUAUUGCUAUGACUGGAAUGUGCGAGGGAGAACGUCGUCAAGUGAUUAUUCCAUCGGACUUCGGAUAUGGUGAUGAUGGAAGAACUCCAUCAAUUCCAGGAAAGGCUCGUCUGUAUUUCGAUAUCACUCUCGAGAAGCUCAUCCAACGCGAUGAAUUGUAA